Molecule: messenger RNA, 3518 nt
Organism: Pelmatolapia mariae (spotted tilapia)
Lineage: Eukaryota; Metazoa; Chordata; Actinopteri; Cichliformes; Cichlidae
Gene: heatr3
Product: HEAT repeat containing 3
Exons: 15
Coding region: 133-2169 (678 amino acids)
Biological process (GO): protein import into nucleus; ribosomal large subunit biogenesis
Source: RefSeq, a predicted model, not a curated record
UCUUCCACAUGGCCUCCAACAAGGCAGAAGCCGAAGCGUGUGUUUGAUCCUCAACAACCCCAGUGUCAGAGAAAAGAAGAGGGAGUAAACACCGCGUUGUACGCGCAACUCGCACUUUAAUAAUCACGUGAAAUGGGUAAAAGUAAAACCACUAAGUUUAAACGUCCGCACUUCAACUCGGUCGGGCUGCCGGUGACUGCGGUGAAGGAAGGAGAUGGCGAGGAGGAAGAGCAUGGUGAUGAUAGCUGUCCAGCUGCGGAGUUGCUUGAGAAAUUGCAGAGUCCCAGCGCUGAUGUGCGAGAGUUUGCAUGUGCCAGUAUUUCUCGGGUGGUGCAGCAGAGUCAGACCAUUCCGGGUUUCCUCCAGAGGGAUGCUGUUAGGCGCCUGGGUCCCAUGUUGCUGGACCGGAGCCUGGCUGUCAGAGAGACUGCCACUGGAGCUCUCAGGAAUCUGAGUGCAUGUGGAGGUCAGGAGGUGUGUGAGGACAUGGUGAAGCACGACGUCAUGACUCCUUUGACAGCACUGCUUAGAGAGUGCUGUGCUGGCUUUGAAAGUGCCAUUGUGUCGAUGAAAGACCAAAGUAAUGCAGUGGAGGAUGUAGCCAAUGAAGCUGUACACUUACUGUGGAAUCUAUGUGAAAGCAGCAGCCAGGCGUUGUCUGUGUUUAACAAAUCCGGUCUCUUGGAUGUGGUUGUUCAGUGCCUGGAGAAACACCCACACAACCUGGAACUAGCCAUAUCUGCUGCUCACUGUUUGCACACUGUGACUGAGGAUAACCCAGAGCUGCUUUGUAGCAUGAACACUGCUGUGCUCGGAGCCCUGGAGAAUGUGCUGCUGUCAUCUCAACCAGGCGUGACACAAACUCUCCUCAGGACACUGGCUGCAGGUACGCUGUGGAACAUGAAGAGUAGUCUGCCUGCUGCUCGUCAGGCCGAGACCGUCAACGCUGUGGUUGCUACCUUAUCACAAUGCCUGGAUUUGGAUGCAGGUAUGCUAAUACCUGAACUUAGACAAGCAGAGGAGCUUCGCCACAGAAACGCCCCAGCUGUGUCAGACAUAGAGGGCCAAGCUCCAGAAGAGCUCGCUGAGGAGGAGAUGAUUGAAGAGGAGGAAGCACCUAAACAGAAGAGGAAUGGAAAAGCUGCGAAAGUUGAUAAUGACUUCUCUGACCUCUUGCCUAGGGGGAAGGAGGAGCUGAGGGAGGCAACGGCCUUGCUGACAGCCCAGCAAACGUCCUUGGAGAUCAUCGUCAACAUGUGCUGCUCUGACGACCCUUCUGAUGACGAGUGGGAGGAGGAAUCAAGCAGUGAUGAAAGUGACAUGGGUCCUGAUGGUCUUUGUGAUGGAGUGUCCAAUCUGAUGUCUCCAUUGUGCUUGUCAGCUGAAGUUCAAGGAGCUUUGAUCAACCACAGCAUACCACAAAAGGUUCUAAAGAAGACAGAGUUCCCUAAAAAGGAAACUGUGGAUUUGUGCCAUCAAAAUCCCUCCUGGAGAGGCCUGAUAAAAAAGAUGGAGCGCGUUCAAUCCCGGGCACUGACUUGCCUCCACAGUAUCCUCUCCACCAUGGAUGCAGAGUCUUUGGGUGGUGCGACAGCCCUGCAGGAAGCAGCACAGCAUCUCUCCUCUCUGGUCUUUGGUGCUCCAGAGAUUCCCAAAGACGAGGAGUUUCUAGAGGCUGUCAUCAGCGCCAUGCGAUCUCUUUUACAGAUGAUUGCCUCCAAAAAUAUCCCACAGUGUAUGACCCCCCAGCAGCUGAUGAGCUUGAGCGAAACGGCCACCCGCUGUGAUGUUGUCAGCGUGAGGGUCAACGCCGUCGCCAUUCUUGGCAUCACUGGCAGCACAUUAGCCAAAGAGAAGGACACUGCAGAAACCCUCCAGAUGAUCGGAAAUGCGUUGCUUCAAGUUGCCACAAGGGAUGCUGAACUCGUUGUAAAUGGAGAAGCCCUUGAUGCUUUGUUUGAUGUGUUUGCGGAUGGAGAGGAGGCAGAGACAGCUGCAAAAAAUAUCAGUCUACUGCCUGCACUGAAGACACUACAGCCUGUCUUCAAGACCAAGAUUCGUAAAGAAGGAAAAGGCAAAUACAGCCCUCAGCAGCUGUGUGUGCUGGAUAACAUCAGAGUGAACCUGAGAAGAUUUAUUGGUUAUCUGGAGAAGGUGUUGAAAAAAUGAGGACUAUAAAAGCCUGUUUGGUUUGGACAAAUAUGCUAGCAGGAGCAUAGAACGAGACAGAAUAUGGUUGUGAAACCAACAAGUAUUUAUGUUUAUAUUCUUUAAAUGAUGGUUUACUGUUUGUUGUGCAGAGCGAAGGGAAUGUAAUAACCGUUAUUGUAUGCUGGAGUUGGCAGGUUUUUUCCCCACCUAAAUUUAACUCAAAACAAUUUUGAGACUGAGUUUGUGUAUUCAUGUCUGAUUGAAACAUUUUUUAAAGAUCAGGUGUGGGAUCUGACACUACCUUUUCUUAUGGGCAUCCUUCUUUGAAUCCAGCGGGCUUGACAUUGGUGUUUGCAGUACUUCUACAAGAAGGCUGAUCUAUUCAAAGUAUCUGUAUAAUUAUGAGGGGGAUUAUGUUGAUGGCAUUUACCAUCUGGAUAUGCAUUGUACUUUGGAAUUCUAAGUUGUUGUUUUUUUUUUCCAAUGAAGACACUGGUCUACAUACACAUUUUUUCAGUAAUUGAAGGAGAUUGAUGGUAAAUUUUGUAGAUUUUUUUAAUUUGUCAGUAAAAUUAUAAACAGAUCUGAACUGUCUAAAUCCCAGAAUUCUCUGUUUUGGUCAUAAUGUGGAUAUCAUCAUACGUGACUGACAAAAAUUCACGUAAAGCUUGUGAGCUUUUCUUGCAGUGGUUUCUUAGGCUUUUUCAACAAAAUAUCCAUAAACUUGCUUAUUUCAGUAAAAAAUGAAAUUAAUGUGUGAAUAUGUCAUCAGGCUGUGAAGGAAUACGCUUUUGAAAUAAACCCUGAUUUUUUUUUUUCAAUGUUCUUCUUUUGCAUUAUGUGAACCAUUUCAGGAAUCUUUCCAUGACCUUCCAAAUACAAACUGGUGGAAACAAUUAGAUGGUUUAUUUCAAUCUCAAUUAAUUUAUCUUCAUAAGGUGUUGGACUGCUUCAAUAUAUACUGGCAUGCUGCCUGCAAAUCUCUGGAAAUCUACUGAAGGGACUAAAUGUGCUUCCAAAAUAUUUUCCCUCAUGUUGUGUUUUGAUGAUGGUGGUUGAGAGCAUAGCCUUGUUGGUCCUAAAUCACUCAUAGGUGUUCAGAUGACUUGAGAUCUAAUAACUACAAAACCCCCACAGCAUGUGACUUGCAUCAUUUUCCUACUCAACAAACCAUUCAGCUACCCCCUUGUUCCACAUGGAGCAUACGUGGGUGGAGGUAUGGUGGAUGCUGACUGAGCAAUUUACUGACCUUAAACAAUAUUCAUAGUAUGUUGCAACAGCUACCUUGACUCCCUCCAUAACUGCAAAAUAUUCAAAGACCAGCAUAUCAUAUAUUUUUAAGUAUUGGAAUUGAUCAAUAAAAUGCU